This is a messenger RNA of Daphnia magna, 833 nucleotides long. RefSeq names its product adhesive plaque matrix protein. NCBI's taxonomy places the organism in Eukaryota, Metazoa, Arthropoda, Branchiopoda, Diplostraca, Daphniidae. The transcript has 2 exons. The record is from RefSeq and is a predicted model, not a curated record. The coding region runs from base 115 to 420 and encodes 101 amino acids.
CAGCUGCCAAAACAAAUAGGUCAACUGAAUCUUGUUUACCACUCACUCGACUAUAUAAGACCAGGAUGGGAGGACUAAAACCAUCAGUUGUUUAUCAAAUUAUCCUAGUACAACAUGAAGCUCUUCUUCAUUGCCGCUUUCUUGGCUGUUGCUGCCGCUGCACCUUCCAGCUACAAGCCGGAAUACAAAGCUCCCAGCUACCCUGCCCCAAGCUACCAGGCACCAAAGUACCCUACUCCUAGCUACCCCUCACCAGCCUACCCCGCACCAGCCUACCCCGCACCAGCCUACCCCGCACCAGCCUACCCCGCACCAGCCUACCCCGCACCGGCCUACAACAAGGAUAACAAAUACGCUGACAUUACAAUCACCAGCCAAUCUGACGAGCGCAACCUCGACGGCAGCAGCCAAUGGAGGUAAGUCAAUUUCAUUCUUAAUACUCCUUAAUUUAAGAAUAAUCAUACCAAAAAAUUAUAAUUCUUCCAAUCCAUAGCUAUGCCCAGUCUGACUACACGACCCGUGAAGAGUCUCAGGUCCAGAAGAAGAUGCAAGGAGUCACCUACGACUCUUACGGCAAAGAAUCGUACGGUGAAGUCCUAGGCAACACCAACAAAGGAUCCUCUUACUGGGUUUCCCCUGAAGGCCAGAAAUUCACUUUGACCUGGGCCGCUGAUGAAGCCGGUUUCCAGCCAAAAGGUGAUCACUUGCCCGUCGCUCCCGUUCACGAAUACGAGCUCCCAGUUGCCCCUGUCCACAUCCCUUUCAACGGCAAAGGCUAUAAGAUUUAUUAAAUUAUUAAAAUCCUGACUGAAUAAAUUAUUUAAAUCCAUGUA